AUGCUACCACUGACGUUGCUCAAUGCAGCACACGAUGGCCCAAUCCUGGUCGAGCUGAAAAAUAGCGAGACUUUCAACGGCCACCUGGUCGCUUGCGACAACUAUAUGAACAUUACGAUGCGCGACGUGUUCCAAACAAGCUCAAGCGGCGAGCAAUUUUGGAAAAUGCCAGAGGUGUAUAUCAAAGGGAGCACGGUAUGUACGUUGUUUCGCGCUCAUGAGUGUCCCAGAUCAAGUAUUGUCGUGUGGCACAUGAACUGA
Malassezia globosa CBS 7966 is the source of this 261-nucleotide messenger RNA. RefSeq lists its product as uncharacterized. Gene Ontology annotation, molecular function: U6 snRNA binding. Gene Ontology annotation, cellular component: spliceosomal tri-snRNP complex; P-body; U6 snRNP. The transcript is spliced from 4 exons. The coding region runs from base 1 to 261 and encodes 86 amino acids. Gene Ontology annotation, biological process: mRNA splicing, via spliceosome; nuclear-transcribed mRNA catabolic process; spliceosomal snRNP assembly. Lineage: Eukaryota; Fungi; Basidiomycota; Malasseziomycetes; Malasseziales; Malasseziaceae. The record is from RefSeq and is a predicted model, not a curated record.